Molecule: messenger RNA, 2459 nt
Organism: Penaeus chinensis
Lineage: Eukaryota; Metazoa; Arthropoda; Malacostraca; Decapoda; Penaeidae
Product: nose resistant to fluoxetine protein 6-like
Exons: 17
Coding region: 50-2278 (742 amino acids)
Molecular function (GO): acyltransferase activity, transferring groups other than amino-acyl groups
Source: RefSeq, a predicted model, not a curated record
GCAGUACCCCCGGCAGCCCAGCGGAAGAUAUUGCGCUUCGAGAGGCAGCAUGACGUGGACCCUCGUGUCUCUGCUGACGCUGCUCAGUGGAACAGCUCUCGCCAGCGCAGCCUCCUCCCUCGCCUCAGAUCGUGAUGUUAUAGACCCGGCCAAGGCGUGGCUGUCGCAUAGGGCGGCUCACUGGGCCAACAUGUACCUGCCGGGGACGGCGCCCGAGAACUCCACGUGCCAGAGGGCCCUGCAGGCGAUGGCGGCGUCGCUGGCGGACAACACCACGCUCUGGGCCGCCAAGUUCGUGGACUCGUGGGCGAAGGUUCCUGACGGCCUCUACAUGGGCAACUGGGCGCUGGAGGGCGUCUACGACGAGUGCGUCGGCGCCUCCUCCCCCGACGGCGGCGUCCGGGGAAAGUUCUGCCGCGUCUUCGUCUUCGAGAACGGCAGCCGCGAGGGCGCGCGGACCGACGGAGGCUGCGGCGCCGACGCCCUCGACGCCCGCUCGGGCCUGCAGGCGCGGCUGCCCCCCCUGUUCCCCACCAGGUUCGACCUCGCGCCCUUCAAGACCUACAGCACCUGCAUGCCCGACGCCUGCACCGAGCACGAACUGCAGGAGAGUGUGUCGGCUGCGCUGGCGGACUCGAGCCUGGGGGUGCGGCGCGUGCAGUGCCACACGCUGCACGAGGCCCCGGAGUUCACCGCCGGAGACAUCGCCUUCAUCGCCCUCCUCAGCGCCCUCCUCUUCCUCAUGGUGGCUGCGUCCGCCCUCGACGUCUACCUUGAGAGGACGCACGACGAAGCCAUCGCCAAAGGCGCCGCCCGCUUCCUGCUCCCCUUCUCCGCCUACACCAACCUCAGCAAACUGUUCCAGCUGAACACCACCAGGUCUUCGGAAAACAUCACCUGCCUGCACGGGAUCAGGGUGCUGUCCAUGAUUUGGGUCGUUUACGGGCACCAGCACCAAGCGGGAGCGAGCUUCACUGCCAAUUUACUUAUGAUGUUUCCUAAAACCUCAGGCUUCCUGUACCAGAUCGUCAGCAACGCUUUCUUCAGCGUCGACUCCUUCUUCUUCCUCAGCGGCUUCCUCGUCUCCUACGUCCUCCUGAGGGAAAUGUCGAGGACCGGCAGGUUCAAUGUCGCCAUGUUUUAUCUCCAUCGGUUCAUCAGAUUGCUCCCCCCGAUCGCCCUCGCCACGGGCCUCUUCGCCACCGUCGCCCGCUUCUUCCUGACGGGGCCCUUGGCGGACAGCUGGACCUACUGGCAGAAGGGCUGCGCCGUUAACUGGUGGAAGGACCUCGUCUUCGUCAACAACUUUCUCUUGGAGGAGGAUGACCCUGAAGCGGGAGCCGACUGCAUAGGCCAAGCAUGGUACCUGGCCGUGGACACGCAGCUGUACCUGGUGGCGCCCUUGGUCAUCCUGCCGUUGCACUACUUCAAGGCGGCAGGUCUGUUGUGGCUCUACGUCGUGACCUUAUCCUCCGUCGUCAUCCCAGCGGCCGUGACCUAUGCUUAUGACCUCCAGCCGUCCUUUCUCAUGGGGAAUCCAAACGGUUUCGAAUUCUUCAAGAAAGUCUACGUGACCCCUUGGUGCCGCGCGGGUCCCUGGCUCGUGGGCGUCUGGCUGGGCUACGUGUUCCACAAACAAGGCCAAAGGGAGGUUGUGCUCAGGAAGUGGCAGGUCGUGGCCGGCUGGACGACGUCGACGGUCGUGGCGCUCCUGCUGGUGCUGGGGUUGUGGAGCUACAACGUGCUGCCCCCAAAGGCGCAGUACGACGUCGUGACGCAGGUGACGUACGCGGGGCUCAGCCGACCCGCCUGGGGCGCCGUGCUGGCUUGGGUCGUUUACGCCUGUCACUUCGGCUAUGGAGGUCCUGUCGACGGCUUCCUGUCCCAUCCCUCGUGGCAGCCCAUCAGCAGGGUCACCUACUCCACGUACCUGGUGGCGAUGCAGAUCCAGUACCUCACGACCUAUACGUCUAAGGCGCCCUUCUACUUCACGCCCCUCAAUGUGCUGAUGCAGACGGCGGCGGCGCUGGUGGCCUCGGGCAUGGUGGGUGUGGUGCUGUCCCUGACGGCGGAGGCGCCCGUCAUCGGCCUCGAGAAGCUCCUUCUGCGGCGUCCAGGACGCGGCGGCGGCGGCGGGCGCGGCCCCGAGGCCCCCGGGCGCGACAACAAGGCCUUUGAGGGGGACAUGGAGGAGCUCCCCCGGGUGGGAACUUCCGAGGGCGGCCCAGGCGCCCACGACGGCGCCGUCGCAGGACAGGAGACCGUCACCAAGUUCUGAGUCACUUGAGGCCUCCGAUCAGGUGGUUGCCAGCCUUUGUCGGCCGCGACAUUAGAUGCAGCCUUGACUGAACGAGCGACCCUGAAGGGGUAGGAACAAUUACAGCUUUUUCGUGUUUGUUAUAGUUGCAGAUGAUUCUGGACGGACGUUAUUCUAUCUACAUAAAUUCAAAUUACUAAAA